Messenger RNA from Aspergillus versicolor CBS 583.65, 795 nucleotides. RefSeq lists its product as uncharacterized. Lineage: Eukaryota; Fungi; Ascomycota; Eurotiomycetes; Eurotiales; Aspergillaceae. The transcript is spliced from 2 exons. The record is from RefSeq and is a predicted model, not a curated record. The coding region runs from base 277 to 675 and encodes 132 amino acids.
CACAGAAUCGGAUCCGAAAUCGGGACAGUAUGGGCCCGAGAGCCGGGGCUGGAUAUCGGUGACACCAUUAAGAACUUGGCUGUUGACAUGCUUAAGAUGGCGAUGGAGAUGAAGCCGAAGGUGAAAGAGUUGAGAGGAAAGCGGCCUCAGGCAUCAGACCGCGAUCUCGCGUCAUAAACAACACAACUCUCUGCAACUUCUGGCAACCCCAGUGAGCGCGGAGGAAAACUUUAUCUUCAAACACGAAUAUCAAGGAAGUUCCAUUAACUACAACCAAUGGAUAGACCGUUUCUUUCUGUCGCGAUAUACCGGCCUCGCUAUGGCAACUUCCAGCACUGGGCUCUCCAUCUCCACACUGGCUCUGAGGAUCUAGUUUUCGAGGUCGACGGAGAACAUCCCGCGUUUACAAAAGCUACUUCAGCCGGCAAACCGAGCGACAAUGAGUCCUUUAUCGAGUCGUUGUAUGUAGGGGAAAUUGGGAUCCCCGACAUCCCCACGGUCAAAACGAUCGUCGACCAGGCGAGAGUGGACAAUGAGACGCUAGAAUGGGACUGCCAAGACUACGUGCUGGAGAUACUUGAGGCUUGUGAGAUUGAGGCAGUGCUCGAGGAGGAAGAUCCUGAUUAUGCAGAGGUCAAGAAGAUUCUACGGCGAAGACGGGGUCCAACACUGUGACAAGAUUACAUCGCCUGGGCGAUUUCGAUGACUGCGAGAACUGACACAGAGAUGACAUGCCAUUGCCUUGGUAUCUUCUGUUUCAUCCUACUGUAUCACGAGGGUUCUUCAUUGCUGUCA